This is a messenger RNA of Drosophila rhopaloa, 2934 nucleotides long. RefSeq names its product mismatch repair endonuclease PMS2 (gene Pms2). The coding region runs from base 56 to 2767 and encodes 903 amino acids. Gene Ontology annotation, biological process: mismatch repair. Gene Ontology annotation, cellular component: MutLalpha complex. The record is from RefSeq and is a predicted model, not a curated record. Lineage: Eukaryota; Metazoa; Arthropoda; Insecta; Diptera; Drosophilidae. The transcript has 8 exons. Gene Ontology annotation, molecular function: ATP-dependent DNA damage sensor activity; ATP binding; mismatched DNA binding.
UAAAACGCGCCACAAUCUUUAUAAAAGAUUGAUUUUGUUUAUUUAUUUAAAAACCAUGGACGAAAGCGAUCAAAUAGUGGAUAAGGGUGAUGACGCGGAGCUCCCACCACCCACUACCGCGAUUUCGGGUCAAAUAAAAGCUAUUGCCAAGGACACAGUUCACAAAAUCUGCUCAGGACAGGUGGUUCUCAGUUUGGCAGUGGCGGUUAAAGAGCUGGUGGAGAACUCCAUAGAUGCGGGUGCCACUCUGGUGGAGAUCAAGCUAAAGGAUCAGGGAUUGCAAGGUGUGGAGGUCAGCGAUAAUGGCAGUGGCGUGGAGGAAGUGAAUCUGGAGGGCAUGACUGCCAAGUACCACACAUCAAAGAUAAGGGAAUUCGUGGACCUUUUAGGCGUGGAAACUUUUGGGUUCCGUGGCGAAGCUUUAAGUUCACUUUGUGCCUUGUCUGAUAUGGUUAUCCAAACACGGCACGAGUCCACUGAAGUGGGCAUUAAGGUGGAGCUCGACCACGAUGGCAGGAUCAAGAAGCGUUCUCCGUGUGCUCGUGCAGUGGGCACCACUGUAACUCUGGCCAAUCUGUUUGCCACUCUGCCCGUUCGACGCCGUGACUUCACCCGUAAUAUCAAGAAAGAGUUCACCAAAAUGUGCCAGAUCCUGCAGGCCUACUGUCUAGUCACCAAGGGAGUUCGCAUCCUGUGCAGCAAUCAAACUCCCAAAGGCGCCAAAACAGUAGUGCUCCAGACGCAUGGAAACCAGGAAGUCUUAGCCAAUAUAUCAGCUAUAUUUGGAGCACGCCAGGCGGCUGAUCUGGUGCCCCUGAAGUCGCCGUUCGAGCAGGGUCAGCUGAGCGAGGCGGGAUUGCGGGCCGAUCUCGAAUCCACUGCAGAUGCAGCCGAUACCACUUGCCCACAAAUCAGCUCCGAGGAUGUGGAGCGGCUUAACCAAGCCGACUUUCAACUGGAGGGAUUCAUUUCCAGCUGUCGACAUGGCGCUGGCCGCUCUAGCAGAGAUCGUCAAUACUUCUUCGUCAAUUCAAGGCCCUGUGAUCCUAAAAAUAUAGCCAAGGUCAUGAACGAGGUGUACCAUCGCUAUAAUGUUCAGCAGCAGCCAUUUAUAUACCUCAAUAUUGUCACCGCUCGUUCUGAUGUGGAUGUGAAUCUUACGCCCGACAAACGCCAGUUGCUGAUCAACAACGAGCGGAUUCUACUGCUGGCGCUGAAAAAAUCUCUAUUGGACACUUUUGGCCAGACUCCAGCUACAUUUCAAAUGCAAAACACCACCAUUGUGAGCAUGCUGGAGCCUAAACCGAAGCAGGAGAAAACCGAAUCCCCUAAAGAACUGGGCAAUGAAGAUAAGAACGAGGAAGGCGACGAUGAAGAUGUUCCUAUUAGCUCCUCGCAGAGAUUUAUGGAUGUGCUUACCCAGUGGCGACGGACUGGUGAUACGAAAGGUACAGCACCUUCAGUUCCUGUCAAGCGCCGCUGCAGUGAAACUGAAGAGUUGGCCACUCGCUCUAUGAAAAUGCAGAAGAUUCAUAAUUUUCUCAGUCAAGAGUCGCCGAAAGAACAGAACUCCAAAUGCGAAUCGGAAUCUGAAGGAGCAAGUGAUAAUGAAAAGAUAAAGGAGAACAAGGAACAGGGCUCCCUUGACGAUAGUUUCUUGAAUCUUAAAGAAAUGGCUAAGGAGUCAGAAGCCUAUGAUCUUUUGAUGAAACCAGCCAAAGAAGCUCGCAUUGAUUGCAAGGUUCUAACGCCAGUUAAAAGCCGUCGUAGUAUUGCUGAAUUUAAGCCAGAAACAAAAGCAGCCAAACAGGAGACAAUUCCAGAAUCUCACCCAGAACCACCCAGCUUAUCUCAGUUAUCCGAAGAAACCGAUAUUGGCAGCGAGGAUGAUGAUCACAUUGAGCUACCCACUCGUAUAGAGUUUGAUGAAGAGGUGGAAGAAGGGCCGCCGGAAAAUUUUUCAAACGGAGAACUGCGCACCACGCUGGAUGAGAUUGCGUCCUCUUUAAAGGCCCAGGAGCAGCAGCAGCGGGAUCGCAGGGCACGUGCCAAGCUGCAGCGUCUACGUUUCAAGACCGAAAUUAAUCCGAACCAGAACAGCAACGCGGAGGCCGAGUUGCAGCGGGAGAUCAGAAAGGAGGACUUUGCCCGCAUGGACAUCAUAGGACAGUUUAACCUGGGCUUUAUCAUAGUCAAACUGGAGGACGAUCUUUUUAUUGUGGAUCAGCAUGCCACCGAUGAAAAAUACAACUUUGAGACGCUGCAGCGCUCCACUCAGUUGGAGUAUCAGCGCUUGACAGUGCCCCAAAAUCUCGAAUUGACGGCUGUUAACGAAAUGGUGCUUAUAGACCACCUGUCUGUGUUCGAAAAGAACGGCUUCAAGUUUGAGAUUAAUUACGAGGCUCCUGCCACAAAAAAGGUACAAUUGCUGGGCAAGCCACAUAGCAAACGAUGGGAAUUCGGCAAGGAGGACAUAGAUGAGCUUAUUUUCAUGCUGCAGGAUGCACCUGAAGGCACGAUUUGUCGUCCAUCUAGGGUACGAGCUAUGUUUGCCUCCCGAGCCUGCCGGAAAUCUGUCAUGAUUGGCACUGCCCUAAACAGGACCACCACUAUGAGGAGACUUAUCACACAAAUGGGAGAAAUCGACCAGCCUUGGAAUUGUCCACAUGGACGUCCCACCAUGCGCCAUCUCAUUAAUAUAACAAUGUUAAUGGACAACGACGAAGAUGAGGAGGAGACUACUGAAGUCCAACAAAAGUCAGAAUGAGUGUCAGAUUCAGAUAGCUUACAGACCAAAGCAUAAAAUGCAUAAUUAAUUAUUGUUGCGGUUUUUAUUUUAUUUAACUUUUCUUUUGAGCCACUAAGUAUACGUCAUUGUUCUGUAAAUGCUUACUUGAUUAACGAUUAAACGACAGGAUCAGACUUACAACUAGA